Meleagris gallopavo (turkey) is the source of this 2735-nucleotide messenger RNA. NCBI's taxonomy places the organism in Eukaryota, Metazoa, Chordata, Aves, Galliformes, Phasianidae. The record is from RefSeq and is a predicted model, not a curated record.
GGAGGGGGUGAGGGGGGCAGCCAGGGGCAGGAUGAGCAGAGCGCGUGGCCCUGCUGGCAAUUAGUGCUCGGAGUGUCUUGAUUCACCCAACCAUAAUAAACCGUGAAUUAUGACUUGGAGCUUUAUGAAGAGAAAGAAUCGGCCACACUUGAUCGCUGCCCGAACCACAAUAGCAGCGAUUGGGAGGGGGUGAGGGGGGCAGCAGCUCUCACAGCACCGUGCAUGCCCUGCAUUGCCCCCACCCCCUGUACCCCGUGCCCUGCUGCACCGUCGGGGCCACUUCUCCCCCUCCACAAACCCCUUUUCCCCUUCUCUUUGCCCUCUGUGCUUUGCGCUGGGGGGCAAAUGGGGGGUGAUGGUGCCCAGACCCCCCCCGUGGGGGCUCAGGAGGUGUCUGGAUUGUGCUGUCGGCUCUGCCUGCAGGCCCAGCCCAGCUCAGGGGCUGCAGAACAGAUCUGCAGCCCUCAGCCCCAAACCUUCAUCCGUCGGCCCCAGAUCUCCAUCCCUGAACCCCACACCCUGCAGGGCUGGAGCAGGGUUGGGUUUACCCCCAGCGUUGGCACUUCAGUGGUGCGAUGGGGGCUGUGCUGGUUCAGAGGGGUAAAUAAUUCACGAAACGAGCUGGUGCACUAACACGGUAAUUAAUAUGCUUCUGCAAAUGUCCAAUACAUAUUUAAUCGCCCUUCGGUGCGUGUUUACACAAACAGCACCCGGCUGCAUGCCUGCACAGCAGUGUCAGCCACAGCACUCCCAGCACUGAAGGUUUGGGUCUGUAGCUCCACUGCCCCUGCACGGCCCUGAGCACCAGGAUGUGCGCUGCUGUGAGCGCCGGGCUCGGGGCUGCGGGCCCUGAGAGGGGCCCUGAGCUGCUUCCAGGCACUGGUGUGGCCAUGGCCAUGGGGCAGGGGGCUAUGGGGGCUGUGGGGACCGAUCCUGCCCCACGGUGGGGGGGCAGCAGCCGCUCUGUCUGCGUUUAUGAGCGCACGGAGCCGUCCCAGCAGGCGUUUUCAAUUCCGUUUAUCUGUGUUUCCCCAUUGAGUUCAUUUUAUUUCCCCUGAUUUUUGUUUCCUGGAAGAUUUAUCGAUCCUGAUUUGCUCAGUUUAUGACAGGUAGCGGCCAUAAAGCAGCAGAGCCGUGGGCCCUGCAGCCCCCCCUCCCUCCGUCUGUGAGGACGCGGUGCAAUGUCAGGGACAGGGAUGGGCUGGGGACUGGGGGGGCUGCCCCAUAUGCAACACCCUGUAGUGCCAUAGCUCAAUGCAGGAGCCCUGCUUCGUGCAAGCUGCUUGUUGGCUGGGGAAGGGGACGGGGAUGGGGUUGGGAUGGGGAUGGGGAUGCACCUUGCACUGCGCCAUUACAGCAGAGCCCCGUGGGGAGAUGGGGAGAGCAGCACUGGGGCUGCGGUGGGUUUGCUCAUGAAGGACCUCCCUGCUCCUACCCCACUGCUAGAAGUCGGAGUGUGGAGUGAUGCACCUCUGCCACUGCCAUGCAGAGAUGGAGGGACCGCAGCUGCAGUGCUGAGCCCACACGGGGCACAGCCAGCUCCCACACUGCGUGCGUUCCUCCGUUCCCUGCUAAGAUGGAUUAAAGGAAAGCUAUAAGUCUAUAGGAUUGCCAUGCGUCCGGGGGACGGAGCGAUAUUAGAGGCAUUAACUUUUCUGUCAUGCUGAUAAUAAGUCGUGUUCUGAUGGGAUCAAGCUCGGUAAGGAGCCCUGGGGCUGCACGAUGCUCAGGGAGUUCUGUGUGGGCACCGUGGGACUGAAUGGCCGCUGGAGCCACAGCAGCCCCUGGUGGGGACAGAUCCUUCCUGGGCCCGGGUAUGGAGCUGAGCUGGGGGUCUCAGCACUGCCACAACUCAAAGCAGUGCCGGUGGGGAGGGGGCACAGCACCGUGUCAGACCUGGCUGCCCCAUGCCCACACCGUGCUUGGCUGCGCCGUCUCCCAGUGACCCCCACAAUGGGACCGAUAUACAGAGGAACGAUGAUCUCUCCAGAGGAGAUGAAAAGAAUUCUAAUUACAUCUCUGAACAAUAUUUGUUUUGAGAGAGGAAAGCAAACCAUAUGGCAUGUGGGAGACUGUUUGGGGGCCGCAUUAAACAAGGAUUUGUUUUUCAUUUUUGCUUUGAUUUCAGAGGAGAUGCGAUCGCACUGCGUUCAUUCAUCACCCCUUUGGGUCCCGCAGAGGGCAGAGGGCUCGGGGGGGUCCCAGAGGUGGGGGGGCACAGGGAUGGGGAUGCUGGUGGAGGGGUUGUCCCCACGUUGGGGCUGUGGCACUGCCCCACUCCGGGCACGGCACAUCCACCGUGCCCGCAGCCCCGCUCUGCCCACACAGCGCUGUUCACGGAGACCCCGCACGAUGUGACGGCGCAGGCGGGUGAGGACGUGGAGAUGGCGUGCUCCUUCCGCGGCAGCGGCUCCCCGUCGUACUCCCUUGAGAUCCAGUGGUGGUAUGUCCGCACCCACAAGGACUGGACGGACAAACAGACGUGGGCUUCUGGCCAGCAGCUAAAAGCAUCACAUCAGGAGGAGGCUGGGAAGGACGCAACAAAAAUAAGCGUGGUGAAGGUGGUCGGCAGCAACAUCUCGCACAAGCUGCGGCUGUCGCGGGUGAAGCCGGCGGAUGAAGGCACGUACGAGUGCCGCGUGAUCGACGCCAGCGAGGGCUCGGCGCGGCAGCACAAGGUGAAGGCCUACCUGCGCGUGGAGGCGGCGCGCGAUUUGACUAAAGAGGUAAAUUAG